UGGCAGGGUCAGUCCCCGACCAGAGCCCUGGAGCAUGGCUAUGUGGGGCCUGGGAGGUCGCCUUGGCUUGCGCGGGUGCCUCGGCGCCCGCAAGCUAUUGUGUCCCCGUUUCCAGAGCCGCGGCCCCCAGGGCGUGGAAGACGGGGACCGGCCACAGCCUUCCUCGAACACACCCAAGCUCCCCAAGAUCUACACCAAAACAGGAGACAAAGGGUUUUCCAGCACCUUCACCGGAGAAAGGAGACCGAAAGACGACCAGGUGUUUGAAGCCGUGGGAACUACAGAUGAAUUAAGUUCAGCCAUUGGGUUUGCUAUGGAAUUAAUUGCAGAAAAGGGCCACCCGUUUGUGGAAGAGCUUCAGAAAAUCCAGUGCUCCCUGCAGGACGUCGGCUCUGCCCUGGCAACACCGCGCUCCUCAGCCAGGGAGGCUCACUUAAAACACGCCACAUUCGAGGCAGGGCCCAUACUGGAGCUGGAGCAGUGGAUCGACAGAUACUCCAGCCAGCUGCCCCCGCUCACCACUUUCAUCCUGCCUUCCGGAGGCAAGAGCAGCUCCGCACUGCAUUUCUGUCGGGCCGUGUGCCGCCGAGCUGAGAGACGCGUGGUGCCUCUUGUCCAGUCCGGUGAGACGGAUGCAAACGUGGCCAAGUUCUUAAACAGACUCAGUGACUAUCUCUUCACGUUAGCCAGAUACACAGCCAUGAAGGAGGGGAAUCCAGAAAAAAUAUACAAGAAAAAUGACUUGUCGGUCCCUGCCUGAGGCGCUUGGAAAUAAUGGAAAAAGGGAGCUUUGUAGACUCCACAGUGACGAUGGGAAAGGAAGACUUUGCCCUCAUAUCCUGAUUCCUGAAGAUCUCACCCAGAGGGGCCAGAAGUUGGUCUUUUGUCCGGACUCAGCCUCCUCUCAGGGCCCCGCCACUUCCUUCAGGAGCUGAGGCCGGUGGAGAAUUCUGCCCCCCCUCCCCUGGGCUCUCCUCAGCCUUCCAAAAAAGAAUAAAAGUGGGAAAGGCUUGAGAGAGAGAGAGAGAGAGAGAGAGUGAGUGUGUGUGUGUGUGUGUGUGUGACAGAGACAGAUGCCCUCCACUGGCAGCUUAUUUGGAAUGGUACCAGAGGCCCUUGGAAAUGUAACUGUGAUUUACCUGUGCCAAAGGGGCUUUAAAAUGUCACAUUUAUAAAGAGGAAGGCAGACAGGAUUUGGAGUUCAGUCACCUCUGAGCCACUCAUCAAGGGGGAAGGACGGCUGCAGAUUGACAGCGAGGCCUCGGAAACACUUGGACUGAAGUGCACGUGUGGCGAGGGUGCAGCCCGGAGAAUCUUCUCUAAAGGGGAGCCUUCCUCCAUCAAGGGACGGACAUCCCUGGGAGAGGAACACCACCACUUUAAGGAGGGUGUGUCCUGCCCGGGCAGGUGGCGUCCAGGGUCAGAGGUGAACUGCGUUCAGCUUCAGACUAUAAGCUCUUAGGUUUCCAGCGAGGCUGACGCAGACCAGACCGACUUCUCUGAUGUUGCACUUGGCUGGUUUAUGCCUCUGAGAUCCGGGCCGCAGCUGUAUUUUAUUUCAGCUGUCACUGCUGCUCCUUCCCGCUAUGGAGUGACCCUGCCAGUGCCAGCUGUGUCCUUGGGAAGGGGGAUAUUUAUGAAGGGCGAGGAGGCAGCCCCGAGAACCUGAAGAUUCCACGCCACUAAUUGCAGGAAACAACUUGGGAAGGGCAGGCUCUCACUAACUGUCAGGGCAGAAACGCCCAGUGAACUCCAUCCAGCCAUCAUUUAUUAGCCUGAAGCUCGGAAGUCCCUCCAGCCAUCCCUGCCAGCAGUUAGGAAACAUUAAAAUGAUGAGUUUUG
Messenger RNA from Mesoplodon densirostris (Blainville's beaked whale), 1842 nucleotides. RefSeq names its product metabolism of cobalamin associated B (gene MMAB). NCBI's taxonomy places the organism in Eukaryota, Metazoa, Chordata, Mammalia, Artiodactyla, Ziphiidae. The record is from RefSeq and is a predicted model, not a curated record. Gene Ontology annotation, molecular function: corrinoid adenosyltransferase activity. The transcript has 9 exons. Bases 35 to 760 code for a protein of 241 amino acids.